CUUUUAUCUUAUUUUCACCGACAAUCCUAAUUUCUCAGAUUUCCAGUCUUCCCCAAUUGAUUUCCUUCUUCCCCUCUCAGAUUUCACUAUUAUUUUACUUCGAUUUACUUCGAAUUUCACCGACAAGCUGUUUCAAUAUACAAGAGCAAAUACAAGGAAAAGCAAGGGGGACAGAUAGGAUUGGUGGUGGAUUGUGAAUGGGCAGAGGCUAAUUCUGACUAAAGUGAAGAUAAACAUGCUGCAGCAAGGCGCCUUGAUUUUCAGCUGGGAUGGUGCUUACAUCCUCUCUAUUAUGGAGACUACCCUCAAGUUAUGCGUGAAAGACUUGGAAACCGACUUCCCAAGUUCUCAGAGGAAGACAAUGAGUUGCUUAGGAACACAAUGGACUUUGUUGGCCUGAAUCAGUAUACAGCAAGGUUUAUUGCUCAUGCAACAGAUGGUCCUGAAAAAGUCUCUUUCUAUAAAGAUCAAGAGAUUGAAAUAAUUGCUCAAUGGGAACGGGGUGAUAUGAUUGGUGAGAAGGUAUGAAUUAUGUCUCUGGUGUCCUUGUGCAUGCGUAUUUGUGCAUAGACUAGGGCUUUGGAAGAUCCAGGUCUUCCAUUCUACUAAGAGAUAUAUGAAUGGCAGGCAGCUUCGGAGUGGCUCUAUAUUGUGCCCUGGGGCAUACGGAAGGUUUUGAAUUACAUAGCUCAGACAUACAAUAAUCCCACAAUAUAUGUGACUGAAAAUGGUAUGGAUGAUGAAGAUGACAGUAGUUUGACUCUCCAUGAGGUGCUGGAUGACAAA
This is a messenger RNA of Rubroshorea leprosula, 786 nucleotides long. NCBI's taxonomy places the organism in Eukaryota, Viridiplantae, Streptophyta, Magnoliopsida, Malvales, Dipterocarpaceae. The record is from the annotation of a GenBank genome assembly.